AUGGAAGAAAAAGGUCUAGCAGGUGUUGAGUCUCCGCAGCCCUCUGUGGAGGAAAGCUUUGGCAAUUUGCCCGAUACUAAUCAGAGCGAUAUCGACUUCAAUUCGAACCCUGAUCCUCAGCUUUUCGUUGUGCAGGAAGACGGGGCGUCUCCGGUAAUCGACGACAAGUCAGAUGCCGGCUCGGGCCCCAUCACCCUCCUGGGUGCGGAGACAUAUCCUGAAGGGGGACUGGAAGCAUGGCUAGUUGUCUUCGGGUCGUUUUGUGGUCUUUGCGCCUCAUUAGGAAUUAUGAAUACCAUUGCCAUUUUCCAGACUUAUCUCGCCACGCACCAGCUUUCGGACUAUAGCGAAGGCACCAUUGGGUGGAUAUUCUCCUUGUACACCUUUUUAUGCUUUGCUGGGGGUAUCUACGUCGGGCCCAUGUUCGACAAGUACGGCCCGAAAUGGUUGGUAUCUGUUGGGAGCGUGGGUAUUGUCGUGAGCAUGAUGCUCCUAAGUAUCUGUACAGAUUAUUGGCACUUCCUCCUAGCUUUCGGCGUUCUCAACGGCCUUGCUUCUUCGGCAUGCUUCACACCGUGCUUCACAACCAUUGGCCAUUAUUUUCGUGAGCGUCGCGGGAUGGCAACGGGAAUCGCCAGCACCGGUGGUGGCGUGGGCGGUGUGGUAUUCCCCUUGAUGCUCCAGCGCCUCUUUAACCAAGUAGGCUAUGCCUGGGCUAUCCGCAUUUUAGGCCUUGUCUGCAUGGUUCUCUUCAUAUUUGCCAUGCUUCUCGUGAGGAAACGCCUGCCACCGGCCAGCAAUGCCAGCACGCACCCCGACUUUCGAAUCUUCAAAGAGAAGGCAUUCUUCCUUACCACCUGCGGCGUUUUCUUGCUUGAGCUUGGCCUCUUCAUCCCACUAGCCUACAUUUCGAGCUAUGCUGUCGCUCAGGGCUUCAGCAGCGCCUUCGCUUUUCAGAUCCUUCCCAUCCUCAACGCAGCCUCAGUCUUCGGCCGGGCCCUCCCCGGCUACUGGGCUGACAAGAUCGGCCCCUUCAACUCCAAUAUGCUCUCGGUCUUCCUCACUGUCGUCUCCGUGUUGGGUAUUUGGCUGCCCGUCGGCCAUACCAUGCCAGGCAUCAUUAUUUUUGUCAUCUUGUUCGGGUUUGGGACAGGAAAUAACAUCAGUAUUACGCCUGUGUGCGUCGGGCGCCUGUGUCACACUCAGCACUAUGGGAGAUAUUACGCUACGUGCUACACCAUCGUCAGCAUUGCUUGUCUGGUUGGCAUUCCGAUCGCUGGGACUCUCGCUGAGGCUACUGGGGGUAACUAUUGGAGUUUGAUUGUAUUUACGGGUCUGACGCAGUGUUUGAGCUUCUCGUUUUUUGCGGCGGCGAAGGUGGUCAGUGUAGGCUGGAAGCCUCAGGUUAAGUUCUGA
Pseudomassariella vexata is the source of this 1416-nucleotide messenger RNA. RefSeq names its product major facilitator superfamily domain-containing protein. The coding region runs from base 1 to 1416 and encodes 471 amino acids. Gene Ontology annotation, molecular function: transmembrane transporter activity. The record is from RefSeq and is a predicted model, not a curated record. Gene Ontology annotation, cellular component: fungal-type vacuole membrane. Gene Ontology annotation, biological process: transmembrane transport. Lineage: Eukaryota; Fungi; Ascomycota; Sordariomycetes; Amphisphaeriales; Pseudomassariaceae. The transcript is spliced from 2 exons.